AUGGGCGUAGCCAAAAGGAAGGAGCGAGGGACGGGGCUACAGGGAGGAGGAAGAGGCGGGGAGAAGGGGAGGGGCUACAGGAAGUGGGCGGGGCUAAAAGGAAGACGCGAUUGGUGUGGCUAUAGAAAGGGGCGGGGCUACAGGGAGGAGAAAGCAGAAGGGGCGGAGCUAAAGGCAGCGGACGGAGCUGAUGGGGAGGAUGGCCAGGCCGAGCCCGCGGCCCGCCCGCCCGCAUCGCCGCGCGGCCCCACCCCGGCCCCCCCCGCCCCCCCUCCUCCCCCCCCCCCUCGGGCGCCGCGCACGCGCGCUCAGCCUCGCCCGGACGCUCUCAACCCCCCCUCCCACCCACCUCCGGCUCCGCGCGGGCACGCAGUGCGCAGGCGCGGCGGCAAAAAUCCCCAACCCCCUCCCCCCGCGCGGGAACGCAGUGUGCGCAUGCGCGGCUGGACAAGAACCCAACAGUCCCCCCGCGGGAGCGCGGGGACGCAAUGCGCGCAGGCGCUGCCGGCCAAAAAUCAACACCCCACCCCCCCCGCGUGGGGACGCAAUGCGCGCAUGCGCAGCUGGACAAAAACCAACACCCCCACCCCCUCCCGCGUCCUUCGUGAGAGGAUGCACCGCGCAGGCGCGGCCGGCCAAGGACCAACCCCUCCCCACCUCCGCCGCGCGGGGGCGCACCCCGCCCCUUCCGCUUUUGGCCCCCGCCCCUCGCGGGCCGCCGUAGUGCGCGCGCCUUUGCGCCUGCGCACUCCGGCGGAGCAGGAGCCGACGGCCUUUGGAGGUCAGAGGCGCCGGCGGCCGUUGGAGGUCAAAGAUGCCGCCCGCUCCAUGAAGAGAUUCCGUCCCGAUGGGAGCGACGCCGAGACCCUCAGAGACCUUGAGGACCCCCGGCAGAGACCCUCAGAGACCUUCAGGACCCCAACAGAGACCCUCAGAGACCUUCAGGACCCCCGGCAGAGACCUUCAGGACCCUCCAGAGACCCCCAGAGACCUUCAGGACCCCCGGCAGAGACCCUCCGAGACUCCCCCAGAGACCCUCCAGACCCCCAAGGGACCCCCAGAGACCUUCUGGACCCCCGGCAGAGACGCUCAGAGACCCUCCGGAUCCCCGCAGAGUCCCCCAGAGACCCUCUGAGACCUUCAGGACCCCCGGCAGAGACCCUCAGGACCUUCCAGAGACCCUCCAGAGGGACCCCCAGAGACCUUUUGGACCCCCGGCAGAGACGCUCAGAGACCCUCCGGACCCUCCAGAGACCGUCCAGAGACCCUCCAGAGACCCUCAGAGACCUUCCGGACAUCCCAGAGACCCUAAGAGACCCUCAGGACCCCAGCAGAGACCUCCAGAGACCCUCUGAGACCUUCAGGACCCCCGGCGGAGACCCUCAGGACCCUCCAGAGACCCUCCAGAGACCCUCAGAGACCUUCCGGACAUCCCAGAGACCCUCAGAGACACCCAGGACCCCCGCUGAGACGCCCAGAGACCCUCAGAGACCUUCAGGACCCCCAGCGGAGACCCUCAGGACCCUUCAGAGACCCUCCAGAAACCCUCAGAGACCUUCCGGACAUCCCAGAGACCCUCAGAGACCCCCCAGGACCCCCGCUGAGACGCCCAGAGACCCUCAGAGACCUUCAGGACCCCCUGCAGAGACCCUCCAGAGACCCUCAGAGACCUUCCCGACAUCCCAGAGACCCUCAGAGACCCCCAGGACCCCCGCUGAGACGCCCAGAGACCCUCAGAGACCUUCAGGACCCCCAGCGGAGAUCCUCCAGAGACCCUCCAGAGACCCCCAGAGACCUUCCAGACAUCCCAGAGACCCCCAGAGACCCCCAGGACCCCCGCUGAGACAGACCCUCAGAGACCUUCCGGACAUCCCAGAGACCCCCAGGACCCCCGCUGAGACCUCCAGAGACCCUCAGAGACCUUCAGGACCCCCGGCAGAGACCCUCCAGAGACCCUCCAGAGACCCUCAGAGACCUUUCGGACAUCCCAGAGACCCCCAGAGACCCUCAGGACCCUCCAGAGACCCUCCAGAGACCUUCCAGACAUCCCAGAGACCCCCAGGACCCCCGCUGAGACGCCCAGAGACCCUCAGAGACCUUCAGGACCCCCUGCAGAGACCCUCCAGAGACCCUCCAGAGACCCUCAGAGAACUUUCGGACAUCCCAGAGACCCCCAGAGACCCUCAGGACCCUCCAGAGACCCUCCAGAGACCUUCCAGACAUCCCAGAGACCCUCAGGACCCCCGCUGA
This is a messenger RNA of Tachyglossus aculeatus (Australian echidna), 2250 nucleotides long. RefSeq names its product basic salivary proline-rich protein 2-like. The record is from RefSeq and is a predicted model, not a curated record. The coding region runs from base 1 to 2250 and encodes 749 amino acids. The transcript is spliced from 8 exons. Lineage: Eukaryota; Metazoa; Chordata; Mammalia; Monotremata; Tachyglossidae.